Molecule: messenger RNA, 1176 nt
Organism: Ceratina calcarata
Lineage: Eukaryota; Metazoa; Arthropoda; Insecta; Hymenoptera; Apidae
Product: E3 ubiquitin-protein ligase RNF139
Exons: 3
Coding region: 95-1006 (303 amino acids)
Biological process (GO): proteasome-mediated ubiquitin-dependent protein catabolic process
Cellular component (GO): endomembrane system
Molecular function (GO): ubiquitin protein ligase activity
Source: RefSeq, a predicted model, not a curated record
GACGUUGCCAGCCAGCGUCGGCAAUGCUAUUUUGCUUGGCGUGAAAAUUAUUUCGCCAGCCGCUAGUUACAAUCUCGGAGGUAACGCCGUCAGGAUGAUUUGGCGACUGUUGAACACGGUCCUAAUGCGGAUCUAUCAACCAAUCGAUCGGGCGGAGACCCUCUUCCUAAACAUGAAGAACAUCUCGAUGAUGAUGAACCAAAUCAUAUUUCUGAUGCUGGCCGAUCGGGUCUUCAUAGCCGAACCGAAGAUGACUUGUCUCUAUACUCUGAUGUUCUACAACGUGAUCACCUACUGCAUCAGCUACGUAAAGGAAUUAAUCGAGAAGGAAGAUUGGUCGCCUUACGUGACCAUCACGGAGAGGUCGCAGAUCAAGCAUCUAGCAAUGUCCGCUACUAAGAUCGUUUUCGAGUGGACGAAAGCCGUCACUUUCAUCGUCACGUUAACGUUCAUGCUUCUCGUUUUCGGUUUAGAGCAAGGACUCGAGCAUUACAAACCAUCGACGAUCUACACGGUGAUCACGUGGAUCUAUUACCUCGCGACGGAAAAACUUUUCGUUCAGCUGUUCCCAUCGAUUUUAAAGUGGCUUCACUGGGAGGUGUUCGACAACCUCGAAGAAUUCUACGCACCGGUGAUACUUAAAUUGUUCACUGUUUGCGUUUCAGCGAUGUUGAUUUUAGCACUUGUACCUGUCGCAUCCUGGAGAUCGUUAUUUAUAGCUAGCUAUUUAAAUAUCUACUUAAGAUUAAAGGAACUCCUGCGUAUAUCCGGGCCGGCGUUGCAACUCGAAAUGGACAUAUUGGGUCCUUAUAGGAAAGCGACGGUCGAAGAGAUCAAACAGUUCGACGACGUAUGCGCGGUUUGCCUGUGCAACAUGACUAGGGCGAGGGUGACACCUUGUUCUCACCUGUUUCACGCGGACUGCUUACGCAGAUGCCUCAAGACCAGCGAAACUUGCCCGAUGUGCAAAAGAGAAUUAAAAUUUCUAUCGGUAUCGGCUCAUUAGCUGUGUAUUCAUUAAUAGACAAAUUUUGCACAUACAAUAAAUGUUUCGUACUAUGUAAAAAUUAGCUGAGAAUACUGGUAUUGUAUUUAGUAUGUACGAGAAAACGACGUACAAUGAAAUUAUCUUAUUUAUUAGACAUAGGAUUAAUUUAUAAAACAAUUUCAAGAUUU